CACUCACUCACUCUAAUAUACUCGUUUGGCAUGAGUUUUCUAGUCAGCUGCUUAUUUUUUCCUCUGGUCAAAUAAGUUCACAUGAUCAUCUGAUAGGUCUCAUUUCUAAUCAGUCUGUGCAGCAGACACGACGUCUUUGUUACACUUUCCUGCUCUCCUUCUUGCUUUCACUCCUCAUUCUUUCUCAUCAUAUUCACAGUUGUUCUUUUUCUCAUCACACAUUUUUUGGACUUUUGUUACUGAGACCUAUGUUCUAGGGAUACUAGACUCAUGGGUCCAAAAAAGGAGAGCCGGAACAACGAUUCGUUUGAUGGUGAUGGCAUGGUAAAUAACUUCUGUGGAUUGACUAAUGAGCAGGACGCAGAUGUAUCAGAAGAGGAGAGUAGAGACAAGCUAAUUUAUUGCGUAACUGACAUACCACCUUGGUACUUAUGCAUAAUCCUGGGAAUUCAGCACUUUCUGACUGCAUUUGGAGGAAUCAUUGCCAUCCCGCUGAUCCUGUCUCAGGGUCUGUGUCUGCAGCAUGAUGGACUCACUCAGAGCCACCUGAUCAGCACCAUCUUCUUUGUUUCAGGAAUAUGCACCUUAUUGCAGGUCACCUUGGGUGUCAGGUUACCUAUUCUUCAAGGUGGGACAUUCAGUCUUCUUGCACCUACAACAUCCUUGCUGUCCAUGCCAGAUUGGGUCUGUCCUGCUUGGACACAGAAUGCCACCCUGGUCAACACAUCCUCCCCUGAGUUCAUAGAAGUCUGGCAAAGUCGCAUACGGGUGAUUCAGGGUUCCAUUAUGGUGGGCUCCCUGUUUCAGGUGCUGGUGGGAUUCUCUGGUCUUAUUGGUCUGUUCAUGCGGUUCAUUGGUCCUCUGACAAUUGCACCCACCAUCUCUCUCAUUGGCCUUUCUUUGUUUGACUCUGCUGGCAUGAACGCAGGAAGCCACUGGGGAAUCUCAGCCAUGACGACAUGCUUAAUCGUUCUGUUUUCCCAGUAUCUCCGCCACGUUGCCAUCCCUCUCCCUGCAUACAGCAAGGCCAAAAAGUUUCACAUCUCCAAGAUAAACAUCUUUCAGAUUCUUCCUGUCCUCCUGGGAAUCACUGUUUCAUGGCUCAUCUGUUACCUUUUGACUAUCUAUAAUGUCCUCCCGUCUGAUCCAAAGCAGUAUGGGUAUCUUGCUCGCACAGACAUUAAAGGAGAUGUAAUGGGGAAUGCGCCUUGGUUCAGGUUUCCAUAUCCAGGCCAGUGGGGCUUACCAACUGUGAGUCUGGGAGGGGUGUUAGGAAUCCUGGCAGGAAUCAUAUCCUCCAUGAUUGAGUCAGUAGGUGACUACCAUGCUUGUGCCAGGUUAAGUGGUGCUCCACCUCCACCCAGACAUGCAAUCAACAGGGGGAUUGGGAUUGAAGGCCUGGGCAGCCUGUUGGCUGGGGCCUGUGGGACAGGCAAUGGAACCACUUCUUAUAGUGAGAAUGUAGGUGCACUGGGCAUCACUAAGGUCGGCAGCCGCAUGGUAAUUGUUGCCGGUGGGGUCAUUAUGAUCAUAAUGGGAUUGUUUGGGAAAAUUGGAGCUGUUUUUAGUACGAUCCCGACACCUGUCACUGGAGGGAUGUUUUUAGUCAUGUUUGGAAUCAUAACUGCAGUCGGUGUCUCAAAUCUACAGUAUGUGGAUAUGAACUCUUCACGAAACAUCUUUAUCUUUGGCUUCUCAAUGUUUACGGGGCUUGUCAUUCCAAACUGGAUAAUAAAAAAUCCUGAUAUCGUAAAGACAGGUAUUGUGGAGUUGGAUCAGGUGCUACAGGUUCUUCUAACAACUUCCAUGUUUGUUGGAGGAUUUUUUGGAUUCAUUCUUGAUAACACCAUCCCUGGAACAAAGCAUGAGCGGGGCAUGACUGUGUGGAACAAGGUCCAUGAAGAUGAGUCUGAGAACAUUGUGGAAAGCGAGGAGGUCUAUGGCCUUCCCUGUGGCAUUAGUUCUCGUCUUGCAUCCUACUCCUGGGUUAGAUACAUACCUUUUUGCCCCUCACAUAAAGCCAGACCACAGAAUGACACAUCCAGCUGCUCUGUUUCACUUGGAAUGAAGGAGACGAUACGGAAAGAUGAUACACAUAUCAUAGUAGCAGUCCAAAUAUAGUCAUUCAUAAGGACUCCCAUUUUUGGGCCUUCAUUUUUCAUAAAUUAUUGUAAUCUACUUGUGUGGAUGCUAACCUGUGAAAUCUGAGGUCACACUAUAAAAUGAUAAAUGAUCUCAAUAAUGAGCUGAGGCAGCUAUUUAGGACUUGGAUAUAUUCCUUUUGUACUGAAUCAAUUUUCCUGAUGGUUGUCAUGAGUCCCACUUUGUGCAGCGUGCUGUGGAGCAUGUGAGCGUGCGUUUACCUGCUUCUCCCAUGUGGACAGUUGUGACAUUUCGACACGUGCAUCUGUUUAUGUUUCUGUAAUGUCUCCUCCCCAUCCUGUCAUUGGUUGUGGUGUCACGUUUGUAUGUAUUGCCCUCAGCUGUUAGCAGUUACAAGGCUGAUCAUGUCGGCAUAUAUACCGCGUGCCUCCCAACACUCAAUGCGGAAUAUUAGAAUAGAGAGAUUAGAUGCUGUAGCUGUAGCUGUAGCUGUAGCUGUAGCUGUAGCUGUAGCUGUAGCUGUAGCUGUAGCUGUAGCUGUAGCUGUAGCUGUAGCUGGUCUUAGUUCAUGUUUAGGUUCGUUAGUUUAGUUCACGCUGGUUUCUCCGCUACCAGUCCCCCGCUGUUGUUUAUGUUUCUCGUUUUGUUCAUCGACCCUGUUUUCCGUGACCACGACCUUGAUUCCUGCCUAGCCCUGUGUAUGCCUGUUUCCCGAUCACCUGACCUCUUGCAUGAUUUGGAUUAUGUUUCUGGAUCAUAUUUUGGAUUUACCUGCCUGUGUUUCUCAAUAAAGAAAACCGUUCCAACUG
Ictalurus punctatus (channel catfish) is the source of this 2912-nucleotide messenger RNA. It is a transcript of the gene slc23a4, whose product is annotated as solute carrier family 23 member 4. Lineage: Eukaryota; Metazoa; Chordata; Actinopteri; Siluriformes; Ictaluridae. The transcript has 12 exons. Gene Ontology annotation, cellular component: membrane. The record is from RefSeq and is a predicted model, not a curated record. Gene Ontology annotation, molecular function: transmembrane transporter activity. The coding region runs from base 271 to 2121 and encodes 616 amino acids. Gene Ontology annotation, biological process: transmembrane transport.